Molecule: messenger RNA, 1236 nt
Organism: Fonsecaea pedrosoi CBS 271.37
Lineage: Eukaryota; Fungi; Ascomycota; Eurotiomycetes; Chaetothyriales; Herpotrichiellaceae
Exons: 6
Coding region: 1-1236 (411 amino acids)
Molecular function (GO): oxidoreductase activity; FMN binding
Source: RefSeq, a predicted model, not a curated record
AUGGCAUUCAGCACGACAAGUACUCUUGUCCGACCUCCAACAGACGUGCCAGAGAUGGCACCAACUGCCAAAAUCUCCACGGCAGAUCAUCCUGUGGAGGGAUAUCUGGACAGCAUAGUCAUCGAGCCCCGACGACCAGACGACCUCGACACGGUCCUGACCAUCAACGACCUUAGAGAACUUGCACAGAGGAAGGUGCCGAAGAUUCUUCGUGAUAAUGAAGCGGCAUACAACCGCUACAAGAUUCGGCCACGAGUCUUAGUCGAUGUGUCGGAACUGGAUUCCAGCAUUGAAAUGUUUGGGAAGAAGCUGCCAAUACCCCUCGGUUUUGCUCCUGCUGCCGCACACAAGCUCGCACACCCCGACGGUGAACUCGCAACGUCACGAGCGGCAGCCAAAGCCGGAAUCCCUAUGGGUCUAUCAUCUUACUCGACAACUUCGAUUGAGGAUGUCGCGCGCGAAGGGGGUGGGAAUCCCUAUCUCAUGCAUCUCACCAUCAUGAAAGAUCGGAGUCGGACAGUGCAAACGCUCCGCAGGAUUGAAAAGGCUGGCUUUAGGGGCAUCUUUCUCACCGUCGACACGGCCGUCCUGGGGCGACGUUUGAACGAAUACCGCAACAACUUCCAGAUGCCGCCUGGUGUGAGCUUCCCAAAUAUGAAAUUCGAAGCAAGCGACGCGGAAAAAGAAGGAACCGUGAACAAGGGUGCCAGAGGGUUCAAGUCGGUUGUGAAGACGGAGAAAGACACCAAACAGGACUGGGAAACGGUCAUUCCAUGGUUGAAAUCACAGACCAAACUUCAGAUCUGGGCCAAGGGCAUCUACACCCCAGAAGAUGUCCGGAUGGCCAUCAAGUACGGCCUGGACGGAGUGGUCAUCUCCAACCAUGGCGGCCGUCAGCUAGAUGGGGUCCCCGCCAGUCUGGAUGCGUUAAGAGAUUGCGCGCCCGCAGCCCUUGACCCUAACGGCAAGAGAUUGAUCCAGAUCGCUCUCGAUGGGGGUAUCAGGAAAGGCACCGACAUCUUCAAGGCUAUCGCGCUGGGUGCUCAAAUGGUCUUCAUUGGCCGGAUUCCAAUCUGGGGUCUCUCGGCUGGCGGCGAAGAAGGCGUCACAAAAGCUGUGGAGAUCCUCGCACAAGAAUUCCGCCAGACCAUGGCACUAGCUGGAUGCCGCACGGUUACGGACAUAACGCCGAAUCGACUGGCUAUUCUGAGUAAAGGACGCCUUCUCAAGCUGUGA